This is a messenger RNA of Acomys russatus (golden spiny mouse), 5724 nucleotides long. It is a transcript of the gene Fhip1b, whose product is annotated as FHF complex subunit HOOK interacting protein 1B. The record is from RefSeq and is a predicted model, not a curated record. Bases 2518 to 5487 code for a protein of 989 amino acids. NCBI's taxonomy places the organism in Eukaryota, Metazoa, Chordata, Mammalia, Rodentia, Muridae. Gene Ontology annotation, biological process: early endosome to late endosome transport; endosome to lysosome transport; lysosome organization. Gene Ontology annotation, cellular component: FHF complex. The transcript has 11 exons.
GUGUUGGCACUGAGUUUUCAAAGAAUGAAUUAUUUGACUACCUGCAGAAAGAGAAGACACACAGUAUAAAUAAUUUGCAAAGACAUAGAUAUGAAUACUUAUUGAAAAGGGCAUGUUUAGAUAGAGAUGAAUCUAAGAUUUUUGCCUUUUCUUAGUACUUUUGCUACCUUUGUUUAUACCAUUGCUUUUUAAAAAAAGAGACCAUUGAAAUAAUUUCUUAUAACUUGUCUAUUGACAUCUGUCCAUCUCUGCUCUACCUUAUAGUGCUAUUUGAAGUAUUUGAUAGGUAAAUCUGAUCUUAUUAUGUCUUUGCUAAAAACAUUUUUGCCUUUAGGAUGUCAAUAGUUGAAAUUGAAAGUCUUGUAGCAUGACAUUCAGUGGUUAUUUUGUAGCCUUCACUCUUUCUUUUCAGCUCAGUACCAUGCCUCUGUUUUCUCAGUAGUGAUUGCCACACUGAGCCUAUAGUCUCACUUCGGAUUUGUCAUCCCCUCACCCCUUUGGUGCUCUAUUCUUUGUUAGACUUUUUAUUUUGUUUAUUUUUUUAAACUUUGUUUUAGCUUAUAUAUCUCAGGCUGUACUCAAACUUGUGAUCUUCUUGCCUGAGUCUCCCAAGUGCUGAGAUUAUAGGUCUGAGCCAUUCUGCCUGGCAUUAUUGUUUUUGCUAUGAAUAACGCUCCAUAUGUAACUAGUGUGUCAUCCUUAAAGACCUACGUCCAGACACUAUCUCCGUGGAACCCUCUUACAGCACCAUAGGCAGAGGUAGUUGCUUUUCUUUACUCUUCUAUUACAGUUUUGCAAAUAUUUCUAGGUAUUUUGCCCACCCCACCCCACUUUUGUUUUACCUGUAUUUCCAGUGCUUACUUAGCACAGUGCCCAGUACUUUAUCAGUAUCGUUAUACAUUGAGUUAAUGGUUGACUAUCCCUUUCCUCAUCUUUAGGACUCGCUUUUCCCUUUAUAAGAUCACAUCUAUAGAAGGUGUCCUUCAGCACAGUUGCUUUCUUCCUUUAGUUGUGAUGUGGUAAUUGUGGGAGAAAGAAUGAAAAGGAGGAGUUGGCUAAUGUAACUUGAGAUCAGAUUUCUGGGUUAUUUCAGCUCCUUUUGAGUCUAAAGAGGAAACAUGGCUGAACCACAUAAUUCUUGUCAAGAGUUUUUGCUCUUUAGAGACAAUACUGGUGAGAUAUUAGGUGUGAUGGUGAAGGAACUGUGGGUUAUUGCCUGGGCCAGUAGCUAGUUUAGUAUACAUUAUUCAUUGGUUCAUUCACUGAGCAGGUAGUUAUUCAAGCAUUCAACAAAUAGAUACUAUUCUAGCCACUGAGGAUACAAAAGUAAACAAGAUAGGCAGAUCCUGCCCUCAAAGAGCUAAUUUCUUGGGGGAGAAGAUAGAUAAGAGAUAGAUUUUAGAUAAUAGAAACUGUUUAAGAAGGGAUUGAGAAAUAGAAAGUGAAGGUAGGAAGAUAGCUAUUUAGAUAAGACUAAGUAGGGAGGGCUUCUCUGAGAAGAUGGUGUUUAAAUGUAAGCAAGGGGACUAAAGUUAAGGAUGAGGCUGACAGAGCUUAUUACAAUGUAUCGGCUUCUAUAGGAUAAAAUAAAGAAUUAGGACUUACUAGUGUGAUGGGGAGCCAUUGGGGGCUGUUAAACAGAGAAGAGAUGUGAUAAAAUCUAGGUUUAAAAGCAAUAUGGUUGCUGAAUGGAGACGAGACUCUCAGGAUGGCAAGGAUGAAACUCUAAGCCAGGCAUGGUGGCAUACAUCUCUAAUCAUAGCAUUUGCAAAGGUUAGGCUAUGAGGCAAGAAAGUGGUGAAUUUGAGGCCAGCCUGGGUUACAUAUUGCGUUCAAAGCUAGCCUGUUCAAUAUAUUGAGAGCCUGUCUCAAAGAAAGUGAAGUUAGAAGCUAUUAUAAUAGACAUAAUUUUUUUUUUUGUUAUCCCUGUUAUUUUCUUUUUAAGACAGUCUUAACAAUGUAGCCUGAGUUUGCCUUGAACUUUAUGUAGCCCAAGCUGGCUUUGAACUCAUAAUCCUAGGGAAUGGCACAAUUUGCUGAUGAAUUAGAUAAUGGAAGGAAAAGGAUAAACAAGGACCACGCCCAGGCUUUUGAUCUAAGCAGAUAGGUGACUGUUGGUGACAUUACUAAGAUAGAAAAGGUUGAGAAAGCUACAGGUUUGGCAGUAGAAAUUGUGCAUUCUAUUUUGGGCAUGCACGUUUCAUGUAGUGGCUGUGUGGAAUUGUGUAAUUUGUGUAAUUUUCAGUGGAGUGCAUCUGAGUUAUUCUUUCAGGGAAGUUGAUAGAUGUAAGCUUCUGUUUAUCCUUUUCAUCUCCUUUUGAAUUAGUUUUGCAAUUCUGGACUGAGCAGUGAAUUCUGGGAUUGCUACUCCAGUUUGGUAUAAUCUCUGCCUCCAUGGCCAGCUACUGGCUCUUACAGACCGGAUGAAGCAGAUUGGUGACAGAAGUGGAGAAAGCCUCCAGUUGGUUCAUUCUCAGAGUGUAGUCCUCUGUCUGCUGGCCCUGUCCAGCCUGCCUCAUGGAGAAGAUGAACUGGCUGAGCAGGCUGGCCUCCCGGGUCCCUGGGCACCGUGUACCUCAAGGGGCCAGUCUGCAGACCCCUGUCAUGGCUGACCCUGAAACAUGCCUCAUGGUUUUCAAGAAUCACUGGUCCCAGGUGGUACGAAUUCUGGAGCGGCAAGGCCCUCGGGCAGCUUCUGGAGGUGCAGAUGAUCUCAGUGCUGUGAGAAACCACACAUACCAAAUGCUAACAUUGCUGGCAGAGGAUCGAGCAGUCCCUUCAGCCCCCUCAGGCCCUGGGCCCCUGCUAGAGUUUGCUCUGCGUGAGGAUCUGUUGAGCAGAGUGUUGACCUGGCAGUUACAAUGGGAUGAACUUGGAGAUGGGGUUGAGGAGCGGCGGGCUGAGCAGCUGAAAUUAUUCGAGAUGCUAGUAAGUGAAGCUCGCCAGCCUCUUUUGCGGCAUGGGCCAGUCCGUGAAGCUCUACUUGCCCUGCUGGAUGCCUGUGGCCGCCCUGUGCCCAGUAGCCCAGCACUGGAUGAAGGCCUGGUGCUGCUUCUCAGCCAACUGUGUGUGUGUGUUGCUCGGGAGCCUUCGUUGCUGGAGUUCUUCUUACAGCCACCUCCUGAGCCUGGAGCUGCUCCACGUCUUCUCCUCUUUUCUCGCCUUGUCCCUUUUGUCCAUCGAGAAGGCACCCUGGGCCAGCAGGCUCGUGAUGCUCUACUUCUGCUCAUGGCUCUGUCAGAUGGGAUCCCCACUGUGGGCCGCUACAUCGCGGAUCACUCUUACUUCUGCCCGGUGCUGGCCACGGGGCUGAGUGCCCUGUAUUCCUCACUGCCCCGAAAGAUUGAGGUUCCAGGGGAUGAUUGGCACUGCUUGCGACGGGAAGACUGGAUAGGAGUGCCAGCCCUUGCGCUCUUCAUGAGUUCCCUAGAGUUCUGCAAUGCAGUCAUACAGGUUGCUCACCCCCUGGUGCAAAAGCAGCUGGUUGAUUAUAUCCAUAAUGGUUUCCUGGUGCCUGUCAUGGGCCCUGCCCUGCACAAGACCUCUGUGGAGGAGAUGAUUGCGAGUACCGCCUAUCUGGAACUUUUCCUGCGGAGCAUCUCAGAGCCUGCCUUGCUCCGUACCUUCCUGCGCUUCCUGUUGUUACAUCGGCAUGAUACCCACACCAUCCUUGACACCCUCGUUGCCCGUAUUGGCAGCAACUCCCGGCUCUGCAUGGUCUCUCUGAGUCUCUUCAGGACCCUUCUGAACCUCAGCUGUGAGGAUGUUCUGCUGCAGCUGGUUCUCAGGUAUCUUGUCCCAUGUAACCAUGUGAUGCUGAGCCAGAAGCCAGCUGUGCGUGAUGUGGAUCUUUAUGGACGAGCAGCUGACAAGUUUCUCUCCCUAAUCCCACGCUGCUGUCGGCACCAUGCUUCUAGCCCACCUCGUCCAGAGCAUGCCUCAUGGGCACGAGGUGGGCCUAGCAGAGAGGCAGGGAGAAGGGAGGACAUCACGGGCCCUGGAAGCCCAAGUGUUGAUUCUUCUUCAGUGGUAACAGUGCCUCGCCCCUCCACGCCAUCUCGUCUGGCUCUGUUUCUUCGGCAGCAGAGCCUAGGUGGCUCUGAGUCCCCGGGUCCGGCUCCUCGCUCACCAGGGCUUACUGCAUCCCCAUCCUCCAGCCCUGGCCGAAGACCCAGCCCUGCAGAGGAGCCUGGUGAGCUAGAAGACAAUUACCUGGAGUAUCUGCGUGAGGCACGCCAUGGUGUAGACCGCUGUGUCCGAGCCUGCCGAACCUGGUCUGCCCCUUAUGAUGGCGAGCGGCCCCCUCCUGAGCCUAACUCUUUUGGCUCCCGGACUAAGAAACGCAGCCUACUGCCAGAGGAAGAGAGGGACAAUAUGGGGGGAGGGGAAGAGGAAAACCUAGGGAAUCGGGGGCUAGCUGUGGAUGUAGGGGAUACCCCUGGCCACCUAUCCCCACCUCAGCUCAAUGGGGUACCAGGGCCAUGGCCAGAGGGAACCAAGAAGGUUCGUCUGGUGCCACGAUUGGUGCCACAGGAAAGAGUUAAGGAAUUAUUAGAGGGUACCUCAGAGGGUAUGGCAGGACUGGAGGGCUUUGGGCAAGAGCUCCGGGAGCUGGAGGUGGCGUUGAGCAAUGGUGGAGCUAGCUCAGAGCCUCCCUUAGAGCCUCCACUACCUCCUGAGGAGGAGGAGGCCUACGAGAGCUUCACCUGCCCUCCUGAGCCCCCUGGCCCCUUCCUCAGCAGCCCUUUGCGGACUCUCCACCAGCUGCCAAGCCAGCCCUUCACUGGCCCCUUCAUGGCUGUGCUCUUUGCCAAACUCGAGAACAUGCUGCAGAACUCCGUCUAUGUCAACUUCCUGCUGACGGGGCUGGUGGCCCAGCUGGCCUGUCACCCCCAGCCCCUGCUCCGCUCUUUCCUGCUCAACACCAACAUGGUCUUCCAGCCCAGUGUCAAGUCCCUGCUGCAGGUGCUGGGCUCUGUGAAGAAUAAGAUUGAGAGCUUUGCAGCUUCCCAGGAGGACUUUCCUGCUCUGCUAUCCAAAGCCAAGAAGUACCUCAUUGCCCGUGGCAAGCUGGACUGGGCUGAGGGUUCUACAGCAGGACCUGCCCCCCGCCGUUCUGAUUCCCUAGUGAGGAGCCGGAGGCCAUCCUUGGGGGAGUUACUCCUGCGGCACGCACACAGUCCAACCAGGGCCCGGCAGGCGGCACAGGUUCUUCAGCCUGGGCGAGAUGGAACAGGACUUGGACUAGGUGGGGGCUCUCCGGGGGCUUCAACUCCAAUUCUACUCCCCCGGGGCGGGGCUUCUGAGCGCCAAGGUGAGGCUCUUCGAGUCAAGAAUGCUGUCUACUGUGCAGUCAUUUUCCCUGAGUUUCUCAAGGAGUUGGCUGCCAUCUCCCAGGCCCAUGCUGUCACCUCACCUUUCUUGUUGGAUACUUCAGAGGAGGUAUCUGUUCCUCCCAUCUCAGGCUUUGGGCCCCUCAAUCCUUAAUUUUCUUCCAUGGACAAUCAGGGCCUUCUGUGGUCUGGGCUGAAAUCCAGGACACGGGCUCCUUUUUAUGUUUGGAGGCAGUGGCAAAUGGACUUUUUAAUUUAUUUCAGAUGAAUGUUUUAUGAGAACUUGUUGCAAUAUGUAUAAAAGGGAAAUCUCUAUUUUGUGCUCAUUCUUCUUUGCCACCCUUUAUCUGGGGCUGUGGCCCUAAAAAGGUUGUAUAUGGGUGGGGAAUCA